AUGAUUGAUGCCUCAAAAGACUUCCAGCAGGAUGGUGUUUCUGCGUCUGCCACGGAAUCUCUCACCCCUAAUAACCAUGUACUUAUUAGUGACGAUGUGCUUGAUGCUACCGCAGCCCAGCUUGCUUCUAAGCUUAAUACGCAAUCAUCGUCUGCUGAGCCAUUUCCUUCUGUGGUUCUUCCAGCUGUGUCUUCACUGUCAGAAGCUCUUUCUGUUCCUCCUAUAGAAGAAGGUACUUGUGUUAUUGACUUAGGUAGAGCAGAAUUGACGGGCUGGUUCCUUAGUCCUCUGUUAAAUGACCUUUACUCAACUGUCACGAUAAGUAGAAAAAGAAAAACUAGGCGCACAGCGUACUCCCUCUUGGAAAAAGUCCCUGACCAUUCUCUUGCGUUACCAAAUGCUCCAAACUGCCAGCAUUAUGGAGCAAAAAGGUUUCACUUGGAACCUCCAAAUUUCUGUUGCACGGGUGGUGACGUUUCUGUUGUUGUGCCUGCCAUGCCUUAUAGUCUUUAUCGGCUUUUUUCUGGUACAGAUGAAGAUAGUGUUGAGUUUCGCAAACACAUUCAUACUUAUAACAAUAAUGUCGCCUUCACUACUUUUGGUGCAAAGCAUCCAGUGUAUUUUUUUGAUGAACAAGAAGAGCUAUCUACAAGGCUUCGUAAUUCCCCUAGGCUUCGUGAAAGUACUAUGAAGUUCUUAAUGCGUAUUCUUGAAUCUAAUCCUUACACUAGAUUCUUUAAAAGCCUGCGAGAAGUUGAGGAUCUGGAAAACCACAGGAUUGUUCUUAACUCCAAUCCUAGCUUAGAUCAAAGGGUCUAUAAUCUACCAACCGCAUCCCAGGUUGCUGCAAUCUGGACUGAAUCUAAGGACCAACCAUUUGAAAAAAGUCCACAGAUUCAGGUUUAUUCACAUUCAAACACCAGCCAUCGAAUACAUCACUAUUUUUCCUACUAUGAUCCUUUACAGUAUCCACUCCUAUUUCCUCGCGGCGAGUGUGGUUGGCGUCAUGGGAUACUAAGAAAUUCUGACUCAAGAAAAAGAAAAUAUGAUACUUCUGAUGAUGCCAAUCUAAUUGAUUCUUCUUCGAUAGAAACUGCCUCGGAUUUGAUUCGCUUGGAACAGGAAGCUUCUGAAAAAGGAAGCAAAGAAUACCGCACUGUUUCUGUGAGAGAGCUUGACUUCCAUAGAAAAAAACAAAAUGACGUCAGGACAGAAAUCCUACAGGGUGUUAUGGAUAGUAUAUCUGGUGGACAGCGGCAAGGAAGUCAGGUUGGUCGAAGAGUGUAUCUUCCAGCUUCGUUUCUUGGAGGUCCAAGGGACAUGCGACGUCGUUACAUAGACGCUAUGGCUUUAGUUCAAAAAUAUGGCAGACCAGAUAUUUUUAUUACUAUGACUUGUAAGACUAACUGGAAGGAGAUUCAGGAAAAUCUAAAGUAUGGAGAAGAUGCACAGGAUAGGCCUGAUUUAGUAUCUAGAGUGUUUAGAGCAAAGUUCGAAAUGUUUAAAUAUGAGACACUAAAGAAAAAGAUCUUUGGAGAAGUCCAGGCACUUGUCCAUGUUAUUAAGUUUCAGAAAAGAGGUCUACCUCAUGCUCACUUGCUGUUGAUUCUUAAGCCUGAAUAUAAGCCGUUGAAUCCUGAAGCUUAUGAUAAAAUUGUUUUUGCUGAAAUUCCGGAUCCUGAUCAGCAGAGAUACCUGUAUUCACUUGUCAUCAAACACAUGAUGCAUGGUCCUUGUGGACAUCUGAACAAAGAUAAUGUUUGCAUGAGAAAUGGAACGUGCAGAAAUCAUUAUCCCAAGGAUUUCAGUGAAUACACUAUCCAUACAGAGGAUAGCUAUCCACAUUACAGAAGAAGGAAAAAUGGUCGCGUUGUAAGAGUACGAAAUAAAGCCCUUGACAACCGUUGGGUUGUGCCGUACAAUCCUUACCUUCUUGCACUAUUUGACUGCCAUAUGAACGUUGAGAUCUGUUCAACGGUCAAGUUAGUCAAAUAUUUAUACAAAUACGUCUACAAAGGGUACGACCGUGUUAGCUUUCAUAUAAAUAGUGGUGCUGCUGCUGAAAACGUUGAUGAGAUUAAUGACUUCCAGUCCGGGAAGUGGGUCGCAGCUGCAAAAGCCUUUUGGUGUAUAUAUAGGUUUUCUUUGAAUGAAAUGACCCUUUCUGUUUACGCUCUUCAGGUGCAUCUUCCAGGCCAUCAGAUGAUUUCGUUUCACAUGCAUUCAGAUCUUGCUGAUCUUUUGAAUCGUGCUGAUUUUGGCAAGACAAUGCUCACACAAUUCUUUCACAUGAAUAAGACCAAUAAGAUAGCUCAAAACCUCAAUUGCCUUUAUCGUGAUUUCCCUGAGUUUUUUGUUUGGAAGCCUAAAACAAAAACCUGGACUCGGAGGAAACGAAGGAUGGUGAUUGGCAGAUUGGUAACUGUUAGCCCAACUGAGGGAGAACGUUAUUAUCUCCGAUUACUUCUAUCUCAUGUCCAUGCUCCAACAUCAUUUGAGCAUCUAUUGACUGUCAAUGGUAAGAUUGCCCUAUCAUAUAGAGAAGUUGCCUUCGAAAUGGGCUUGCUCCAAUCUGAUACAUAUAUAGAGGAUGCUCUUACUGAUGCAGCAACAUUUCAAAUGCCAUCCUCGCUUAGAACUCUGUUUGCGGUUCUCUUAAUCUAUUGCUCCCCCAGCAAUCCAAGGCUUCUUUGGGAAAGGUUCGAGGGUGAGCUUUCCCAGGAUUUAAGAAGAAACUCGCAUUUGACUGAUCAUGAUUCUACUCAAAUAAGAAUCCGCACUUUCCAGGAUAUAAAUAGAAUCUUAGAACAAAUAAGAAAGAAUGUGAAUGACUACCAUCUUGUUCCUGAAGGCUUUUCUCUUGUAUGUGAUGAGCGGCUCACAAAGGAGAUAGAGAGUGAGAGAACCAUUUCAUUCACGGAAGAAGACUUACUCUUAUCUUCGAAAUUGAACGAAGGCCAGAAACGUGCUUAUGAUGAUAUUCUAGCUGAGGUUUAUUCUUCUGGGAAUAAGAGUUUUUUUGUUGAUGGUCCUGGGGGGACUGGAAAAACCUUCUUGUAUAGUUCACUUCUUGCAACGCUUAGAUCUCAGGGAUAUAUUGCGAUAGCAGUUGCAUCGUCUGGCGUUGCUGCUUCUAUUCUUCCUGGAGGAAGGACUGCUCAUUCGAGAUUCAAGAUUCUCUUGGAUGUAUCAAUGAACAGAACCUGCCAAAUUAGCAAGCAGAGCUCUGUAGCUAAACUUAUUUCACUAGCCAAGUUAAUCUUUUGGGAUGAGGCUUCAAUGGCUAAAAAGGAUACUGUAGAAGCAUUUGAUCUAUUACUGAAAGAUGUGAUGAAUUCUGAUAUUCCUUUUGGUGGUAAAAUAGUAGUUUUUGGUGGUGAUUUUCGUCAGACUUUACCUGUUAUACCAAGUGCAUCUAGGGACCAGCAGAUCGAAGCUAGCUUUGUAAAUUCCCCUCUAUGGAAUACUCUGACAAAACUUUCUUUAUCAGAAAAUAUGCGAGCCAUUCUAGACCUUCCAUACUCAGAUUUCCUUCUUAGAGUUGGUAAAGGCCUUGAACCUGAAGAUCUUGAUGGGAAAGUAUCUUUAUGUCAGCAUUUAUUAAUUCGGUUCAGUAACAAAAAUGAAUCACUGAACAGGUUGGUAGAUUUUGUAUUCUCCGAUCUCUGCCUUUAUUCAUUAGAUCCAUACAGGAUGAUUAACAGAUAUGUUCUUACGCCAAAGAACUCCUGUGUUGAUGAUAUUAAUGAAAUGAUGAUUGAUCGCUUCCCUGGACAGGCCUAUCAUGUUCUUUUUGUUGAGAUCGCAGUGGGUGAACAUCGAGGCAAACAAGUUGUUUUGCCUAGAAUUCCACAGCAGACAUCUAAUGCUGAGAAAAUUGGAAUUCCUUUUAAGCGUAUUCAGUUCCCAAUUAAGCUCUGCUUUGCCAUGAUGAUCAAUAAGUCCCAGGGUCAAACAUUGGAUCGUGUAGAGAUAUAUCUGCGCGAACCUGUUUUUUCGCAUGGCCAGCUAUACGUUGUUUUAUCUCGCGCUAAAAUGUCAACUGCAGUUAAGGGGUCUAAAGUUCAGGGGAUACUUUUUAAUUAUGCCAUAGAAAAAAUGGGUCCAAAGCUGAGGUUAUACAAAAAAUAUCGUAUCUCUAAUGCAGAUGUUAGGCCUACUGCUGAAAAGUUUCGGAUUGAUGAUCUUAAACUUCAGUGGGUUAUAGGGACCGACACAGUUGUUGAAGAAGUUGAUGAGGAUGGUUCUGGUGUGUUGCCGUUUCGAUUCAGUUUUACAGAAUAUAAAGAUCUUUGCCGUUAUGCAGACUCUACAACUGAAACUGUUGAUGUCAUUGGCGUUGUUGUUAAUGCAUCCUCUAUCAUUCCAAUCCAUAAGGAUUCUGCAUCAGCUUUUAUUGCAGUAAUAAUUGUUCCUUUUUUUACUCUCCUUAUGCAUAUAAUGAAUCCUGUUGUACUAUCUCUCUGGAACGAAUUCAUCAAAAACGAAGGAAAAUCGAUCCUUCAGCAGAAGGAUAAGUUUCCUGUUGUCGUAUGUCGCAGACUUAAAGUUGUUACAUAUGAUGGGUUCGCUUUGUCAACUAAAAAAGACACAGCCAUUCUUGUUAAUCCACCAAUCAGAGAUGCCAACCAGCUCAAACAUUGGGCUGUUAGGCAUGAAAAAUACUUAGCUGAUCUUGUUCAGGAUGAUGUUUUAUCAGUCUGA
Molecule: messenger RNA, 4704 nt
Organism: Coffea arabica (coffee)
Lineage: Eukaryota; Viridiplantae; Streptophyta; Magnoliopsida; Gentianales; Rubiaceae
Biological process (GO): DNA repair; telomere maintenance
Molecular function (GO): DNA helicase activity
Source: RefSeq, a predicted model, not a curated record